AGGAUGGCGAGCCUCGCUGUUUCUGCUCGAGAACUUUUCAUCUUUCUCACUACACGCAGGCUUGUCUGUUCACUUCGUCCUUCUCUUCGACAUUCUUUUUUCUCCUUCCGGUCUGUGACCAUCUCAUUCUUUAAACCUUCCACUCUUUGAAACAACCGGUAUACUGGUAUACCCAAGUCCUUCACUACAUUCUUUCUACCUACCAAAUCAACUUCGAUCAAAAUGAAGCAAACCGGCUCUAUCCUCGCCCUUGCUGGACUUGUGUCCAUGGCCAACGCCCACGGUUUCGUGACCAGCCCCCAGCCCCGUAUGCCCGGAUCUGCUAUGGAGAAGGCUUGCGGUCAGCAGGUGUAUAACAACCAGGAGGCCGACAACUACGGCAACAUCCAGGGUGAAUUGCAGAUCGCCAGCGGCCAGAGCGACUACGACGCCGAGGCUUGCGACAUCUGGCUCUGCAAGGGUUACAAGUACGCCGACAACACGGCCAAUGUCCAGUCCUACAAGCCCGGUGAGGUUAUCGACUUCACCGUCGACAUCCGCGCUCCUCACACCGGUACUGCCAAUGUCUCCGUUGUCGACACUGCUACAAACACCUUGCUCAGCCAGCCCCUGAUCUACUGGAGCGUGUACGCCUCCACCGCUACUGGUGUGACCGCCAACGAGACCAGCUUCAGCGUCACCAUGCCCACUGACCUCGGUGACAAGUGUAACGAGGCCGGUGCUUGUGUUCUUCAGUGGUGGUGGGAUGCCCGCUCCAUUGACCAGACCUAUGAGUCCUGCGUUGAUUUCACCCUGAGCGGUUCUUCUUCUUCCUCUUCUUCCUCUUCUUCUUCUUCCUCCUCUUCCUCCGCUGCUGGGGCUGUUGCCACCAGCGCUGCUUCCAGCUCUACUUCCAGCGCUGCUGAGACCACCACUGCUGCCAGCGCCGCCGUCACCUCCCCCGCGGCUGCCAACAACAUUGCUCCCGUUUCCUCCUCCGGCCCCACCACCCUGGCCACCAGCGUGAAGCAGACUGCUACUGCCGCUGCUGUCUCCAGCUCCACCGCCACCAGCGUCUCCCUGCCCACCGACGGUACUGCCGAGGAGCAGCUCACCUGGGUUGCCAGCGUCUUCAAGGCCCUCCUCAACUACGCUAACUAGAUUGAGAGUGGAGAUGAGGUGGAAGUACGUUGCUCUGAACCGGCAUGUGUUAGGAUAGAGGUAGAUCGCAACUAGAUUGCCUGCCUUUUAUUAGAUCUUCUUUGUUAAGAUUAGUCACUUCAAAAUCUGAUCCAUUUUCUCCAGACAGCCAUGAAACAG
Messenger RNA from Aspergillus japonicus CBS 114.51, 1299 nucleotides. RefSeq names its product lytic polysaccharide monooxygenase. The record is from RefSeq and is a predicted model, not a curated record. The coding region runs from base 223 to 1140 and encodes 305 amino acids. Lineage: Eukaryota; Fungi; Ascomycota; Eurotiomycetes; Eurotiales; Aspergillaceae. The transcript has a single exon.